Messenger RNA from Dicrocoelium dendriticum, 212 nucleotides. The record is from the annotation of a GenBank genome assembly. NCBI's taxonomy places the organism in Eukaryota, Metazoa, Platyhelminthes, Trematoda, Plagiorchiida, Dicrocoeliidae.
AUGAGUGAAUUUACCUCGAUCAAUGACAUUCCGUCUAAACUCAUGCUCUCAAUUCGUUGGACGUGCAUACAGGAACCUGAGCAGACAUUAGACCCACUAGAGGCAGGUGCACAAUUAGAUAUUCUAACCACCAAAGCUAAUCAGCUUAUUCGUCGCUCCAACAACGCCAUGCUGCUCAACGAGCUUGACCCCAUCUGCCGAGUCACGCGAUG